AUGGAUUUUUAUUAUCGAUCAAGACAAAAAAAGGCGGUUGCUAAGACUCAAGAACGGAUCAAAUUUCUGAAGCUAAAAAUUGACCAUGACACACAGAUAAUUAGUGAGGAACUCAAGCUCUCAAAACAGUGUUAUAUUAAUAAUGACAAAGAAGGUGCAACUGUCCACUUGAAAAAGAAAAAGAUGUACGAAAAAGCGGUAAGCGAGACCCAAAAUUUUAUAAUCAAUUUGGAGAGCCAAAUACUUGAAAUUGAGAAUUUAAGAGCGAAGAAAAAGGUUUCCGACUCUAUGAAGGAUUUGAACAGUGCAAUGACUCGAUUGAACAAAAGUGUUGAUGUUAAAAAGGUCGAGGAAGUGAUGUAUUCCCUUCAUGAAAACAAUUCGAAGUCUGCAGAGUUGGGAGACAUCUUAUCUGAAAGUACUAAUGACGACAUGGAUUUAGAUAUCACUGAUGACCUUCAAGAACUUGAAAAACAAAUUGAUGAAGAAAAGAAAGAUGCUGCAAAACAGUUAGCUCAAACGUUGCCCGUUCCCAAAGAAAGUCCGCACCAAAAAGAACAAUUAAAAAUUCCACAAAAAGUGUUGCUAUUCGAAGAGGAAUCAAAAGCUUCACAGAAGGCGACAAAGCAAACAAAGUCGCUCUUUAAAAGUCUAAAACAUGAGAAAAAAGAAAAUGAAGUAGUACAAGACACUCGUCCAAAAAUAACACAAAGUGCUUCGCCAUUAGUCACACAAAGUGCAUCGACUCCAUUAAUGAAUGAUCAACAACUUGUCGACGAUUUAUUGAAACGAAUAUCUAGCUUGGAAUUGGAAAACCAACACCAGAAGAGUGAGACAAAACGAGCGGAAGAGAAAGUCGAGUUUUGGAGAGGAGAGUAUCGCUUCGUCGAAAAAUUGUUUGACGACACUGGUGAUGACACACAGCCCCUCAUCGACGAAAACGAGAAACAGAAAAGUGAAAUUGAGAGACUUCAAAGUGAACUCCAGAUUACACUUAAUCGAGAAGAGAAGAUUAAAGCAUUAUUGGAAGAAGAAAAAACAAAGAGUGCCUUAUUAGAGCAGAAGUUGAGCCAGUUCGACACAACACAAGCACAAGGAGACCCUCCACACCCAGACUCUAUACUUCAAAACAAACAAAUUGAAACAACACGAAGUAUUGAAGUAUGUGUUCCUUUGGAAUGUGUAAUGAUUGGUGGAAAUGUUGAGGCGCAAAUUGAUGGGGGUGUUUACUCUAUUCCUAUUCAAAGAGGCUUUCUCGAACGGUCUUCAAACGUCUUAUCGUUUCUUGACAAUGGAACAACAAAAACGUUUGAAAUAGUAUACACCUCGAAGCACGAUUUCUUUCAAAGAAAAGAUGAGAGUGACUUGUCGUGUGUGUUGCACUUUGAAAAAGGAUGUGAAGGGAUGACGACAGACAUUCCAAUUACAUUGCUUUCUGGUGAGAGUAUAUCAUUAAACAUUUCAAUUGAAAAUAACGCAUGUUAUAAAUUUGAUGGAUUUGGUCUUCCAAAAUGCGAUGGAGUAGGUUGUGGUGAUUUGUAUGUGACAACAAAAAUCGAGUGA
Entamoeba invadens IP1 is the source of this 1563-nucleotide messenger RNA. RefSeq lists its product as hypothetical. Gene Ontology annotation, cellular component: ESCRT III complex; multivesicular body; cytoplasmic side of plasma membrane. Bases 1 to 1563 code for a protein of 520 amino acids. NCBI's taxonomy places the organism in Eukaryota, Evosea, Mastigamoebida, Endamoebidae. The transcript has a single exon. Gene Ontology annotation, biological process: late endosome to vacuole transport via multivesicular body sorting pathway; vesicle budding from membrane. The record is from RefSeq and is a predicted model, not a curated record.